Molecule: messenger RNA, 3170 nt
Organism: Mya arenaria
Lineage: Eukaryota; Metazoa; Mollusca; Bivalvia; Myida; Myidae
Product: WW domain-binding protein 11-like
Exons: 16
Coding region: 198-2036 (612 amino acids)
Biological process (GO): mRNA cis splicing, via spliceosome
Cellular component (GO): spliceosomal complex
Source: RefSeq, a predicted model, not a curated record
CUCCAUGACGGUUUUCGAUAGUAAAUUUGGCGAGAACACGAACGACUAUUUCAACAAAAAGUCAAUUUGUAUUAUGUUUUUACGCUGAUUAAGCAGAUGAAUCCAUGCUAGCCUAUCCACGUUCUCUUACAGACAUAGUUUUCAUCGAGAUUGCCCAUUGACUAUCCCGUAUCUAAAUUGUCUACCAACUAGUAAAAAUGGGUCGACGCUCGAUCAACACCACGAAGAGUGGGAAGUUUAUGAACCCCACAGACCAAGCACGAAAAGAAGCAAGGAAGAGGGAGUUGAAAAAGAACAAGAAGCAGCGAAUGAUGGUGCGUACUGCGGUGUUAAAGGGAAAAGAGCCCCUUAGACUAUUGGACGAGAUGGAAAUCAUAGAUCAGAUGGAGUUAAACCCAAUGGAAGCCCCGAAACUGAAUGAAAAAGUUCUGAAAGACAAGAGAAAAAAGCUACAUGAAACAUUUAUGAGGGUUUUCAAACUAUAUGAAAAAGAAAAUCCAGAAUAUGCAAAAGAGUUACACAAAGCUAAUGUGGAGUAUGAAAAGAAACGGCAAAGAUUGCAAGUCCACUACGAUCAAGUGAAGAUUGCCGAACGGGUGCAGCUCAAUGAAAUCCCGCUCCCGGACAUGCCAGCUGAGCCAGUUCCGACAAUCCCAUUGCCAAGUGACAUUCCACUCCCUCAGAAAGGCAUUCUGAAGAAAACCUCGGCCUACAGUGAGCCUCACUUGCUUUCAACUUCACCCAAGAAGAAAAGGGCCCCUGGUCCCCCUCCUGGGCCCCCGCCAGAACUCAGCGACAGUGAGCCGGAGAUGGAUGAGUACACUCAUGCGGCAGAGAUGGCAGCUGUAUUGGCCCAGGAAGUGCCGUCAGAAGAGAUGGAGGUGGAUGCACAGUCAGGUGAUAAGAAAAAGAAGAUCCGCUUUAUUGAUGAUGAAAGUAUAGACCCAGAUGAGGAAGAGAAAGACACAAGGCUCAAGUUUAAGCCUCCAAAAGCAAAGGUAACAUCUCUACAAAAGCGUAUGUUGGAAAUGGCGGGGCAGGACAUCCCCAAGAUUGCAAGUGACAGUGACAACAGUGGUAGCUCGUCUAGUUCAGACUCCGACGAUGAUGAUGAAGACCGAGACUAUCGCCGACGUCGAAGGCAGGAAAAACGUGAGCGGAGGGAUAAAGAAGAGGACAGUGACUCAAGUAGUGAAAGUGAGGAGGAAACAUUUGCCUCCCAUAGAGAUGAGAGUGAUGAAGAAGAUAAGCCUGCACCUAUCCUUGAGGCCCGCCCAGAGAUCCCGCCCCUUCUACCCCCAAACAAACCCCUCUCUGCACCCCCUGGGGCUCCUCCUGGACCUCCACCAGGGGCACCUAGCGGGAUGAAUCCAGGAAUGCCUCCAGGUCCUCCACCUGGAGCCCCUCCUAUGAUGAUGAGGGCCCCUCCACCCCUGGCUGGAAUCCCAAGAGCUCCCCCUGGAGCACCACCGGGUGCCCCACAUGGCGCCCCUCCUGGGGCACCCCCCAGGAUGAUGAGACCUGGACCUCCCCCUGGGAGGCCCCAAGGAAUGCCCCCAGGACCCCCGCCUGGCCUCCCGCCCAACAUCAGGAUGCCCCCAAGGCUACCCCCUGGAGGGCCCCCUGGUAUGCCACCUCCGCGUAUGGUUCGACCUCAAAGUGGGCCUCCCAGCAUGCUGGCCUCCUUGCCUCUACCCCCAGGGGUAGCACCACCUUCGCUGCAGAACCCAAAUGUUAUCAGCGCUCAACCCAGCAUUAUGAAACUACCGCAAAAGGCCCCAUCAGAACAGAAGAAGGAUGCUGCCACCAUCUCAGCCAAGCCUCAGAUCAAGAACCCCAUUGGCGACGUCACACGCUUCAUGCCCACUUCACUCAAGGUCAAGCGGUCAGCGAAGGAAGUGAAGGGGAAAAAGCAAGGGAAGGAAGAAGAGAGGCGUUUGGUGGCGCCAAAACCGGCCCCGGCGGCCCAGCAGCCUGGCAAAAAGAAAGACGAUGCCUAUGACCAGUUUAUGCGGGAAAUGGAGAAUCUCUUGUAGCAGAGGAUAGAUUGCAUAAGAUAUAGAUGCCAUGGGAACAGAAUUGGAUGUUACCCCAUAACAGAUGGUGACUUGGAAAGGUCAAACAGAUGGUGACUUGGAAAGGACAUCUCUGUUUUUUACACAUGACGAGAAUCACUUUCAUGAGAAUGUGAAGAUGGAAACUCCAGAUAUUCUACAUGAAUCAUUUGUUUAAUGAUUGUAUUUCUCCAUUAAACUAAGUGGUAUUUCUUCAUUAAGGGGAUGCAAUUUAAUCCUAGAAAAACAGACAUUGCUUUAUGGCACAGAAGAGUGAAGAUUUCUGUAUUGCAAUUUCAAUAUCAAACACAUCUGCAUGCCGGAUAGCAGCAGAAAAGAAAUGAAAUAAAUACAUGUAUAUGAUACAUGCAUAUUCACUAAAAAGAAUAUGGUGGAAUUCGGUAUAAAACUUACAAGGCAUAUUUCCCCCCAUUUCUAUUUUCUUAUGCUGUUUCAGCAACUUUUUGGUCAUGUUGAUUUUGGAACAAGGUGUUGGAAUUUUUAUAUCUUUAUCAUGAUAUCUUAAAGUGUUGACUUUCCACAAUCAGUCUGAUUACCAUAUAUAGUGUAUAACAAUCUUUCUCUGUAGGUGUUUCAAGUGCAUUUAAGGUUUCAUUUUAUUGAUGUCUUUUCAUGAAAUUAUGAUAAAAGUGUAGUAUAAAAUUAGGGCUUAAUGAAAAAAUGUGUUAAGCCCUUGUUAAAAGUAAUCUUUCAUAAAGUUAUGAAAAUAAAUUGAUCAUUCAAAUGCAUAAUAAUUUAUUAUUUAUGGCCGGAAAAAUACGUACAUCUCUUACAUUUUCCGCUUGUUAAAGGAUUAUAAAAUUAUGAUCAUUGUUUUGUAUUCAAACCAUUGUGUCCGUUGUAUACAGAAAACAUCAUUCAUUCAUCAAUUCAUGUGUUAAUGUCUUUAAUUUCAUUGUAGGCAUAAAAUGCAACCAUCAAUAAAUCAUUAUGCCUUUUCUAUACACCAUUGUACUUCUAUGUCAUUUUUUUUCACCAUGGAUUUUUAGCGACAUUGUAUUUCACCUCCAUGGGGAGAAAAUUAUAAUUAUUUUCAAUUACCAUUUAUUGUUCUGAAUGAAUUUUUAUUUAGAAUCAAUAAAAAAGUUCAAUACA